This is a messenger RNA of Symbiodinium sp. CCMP2456, 289 nucleotides long. The record is from the annotation of a GenBank genome assembly. Lineage: Eukaryota; Dinophyceae; Suessiales; Symbiodiniaceae.
AUGUCUGAGGACGACGUGAAGAUCCAGCCGCACGUGAGCUGGUUCUCUCCCCUCUUCGAUGCGGGCGGCUGCCAUGGUUUGCAGUUGGAGCUACAGGCCUGCUCAGAGCCAUUUGUGGUUGCCCUUGCUGUGCUCCCCUCGCAGAUCUUCCGCGUGAUGGACCCACCCCUGGAGGGCCAGGAGGUCGGAGACUGCGCCGUGUACCUCUGGGCGACCAAGGGCUGCAAUCUGGUCUACAAACUGGCGGUUGGAAGCAAGUCCCAGCUCCUCGAGAAGAAGUUUAAUGGAC